AUGUCUGCUCCUAGCUGGGAAGAAAUGGAGGGCAAGAGGCUCGAAAUGAUCAACUCGUUCCGAGAGGUCGCGGCUGCCAUGACCAACUGUGUCAAGGUGAUCGACGAAUACACCAGCCUCUCUCCCGUGCAUCUCUCCAAGCCCGACCUCCUUCAGCCCCUUACCGCCGGCGGUCCCCUCGCACAGGCCCUCGCCUCCGGCCUCGGCGACCCCUCUUACGGCGGUGGCAUCAACCCUGCUACCGGCAAGAAGGAGCGCAAGAAGAAGGAGAAGAAGAUCAAGGACCCCAACGCGCCCAAACGACCCCCCAGUGCCUACAUCUUGUUCCAGAACGACGUGAGGGAUGAGAUUAGGAGGUCAAACCCCAACAUUGCGUACAAGGAGAUCUUGCAUAUCAUCUCUGCCAAGUGGAAGGAUUUGGCGGAUGACCAGAAGAAGGUGUACGAGGAUGCAUACCAGAAUGCUCACUCCACCUUCCGUGCGGAAGAGGAAGCCUACACUAGCAAGAAGGACUUCCCUGUCCCCCCUCCCGUCGCCGCCGAGGAAGACUUUUCCUCCGACUCUGACUCUGACUCUAGUUCUGAGGAGUCUGUUGUGCCUGCGCCUACCACUCUUGCGUCUGCUACCGCUACCGACAAGAAGGAGAAGAAGAGGAAGAACAAGGAAGAAGAAGCUUCUAAGAAGAAGAAGAGCAAGGACUGA
This is a messenger RNA of Cryptococcus wingfieldii CBS 7118, 702 nucleotides long. RefSeq names its product nonhistone protein 6. The coding region runs from base 1 to 702 and encodes 233 amino acids. NCBI's taxonomy places the organism in Eukaryota, Fungi, Basidiomycota, Tremellomycetes, Tremellales, Cryptococcaceae. The record is from RefSeq and is a predicted model, not a curated record. The transcript is spliced from 5 exons.